Prorocentrum cordatum is the source of this 1040-nucleotide messenger RNA. The record is from the annotation of a GenBank genome assembly. Lineage: Eukaryota; Dinophyceae; Prorocentrales; Prorocentraceae.
GACUCUCGGACAGUCCGUCGUCCGAGUCGAGCAGCAAGCUCUUCAGGCAGGUCAGCAUGACGAUGCGGUCCUUCCUGUGGAGCAAGGGCCACAGGAACCUCCUUAUACGAGGGAUCACCUCCUUCUGCCAAGCUUCGGCCACGUGUGUGCUGGUGGCGGAAGGGAUCGAUUUGCCUCACAAGCCGUUCCUGGCGGUGUUCCAGCUGAUCGCCUCCGCGAGCCUGGUGUGCCAGUGGCGCACGGCCGACCCCCGGAUGUUUGUGCUCCGUGGCUGCGCCAGCUGGGCGACGGCCCUCCUACUCGGGGCUGGCGGAUUUGUUCACUCGAUCCCGUGCGGCCGGUGGUGGCUCUGGGAGCGCUGCGCCACCGAAGCCUGGUCCGGCGGCAAGCGCAAGUUUCGCAUCGUGCAGAUCUUCAGCUUCGUGAGGAUGAUCCUCAAUGGCCUUUCCCUGUUCUGCCAGUUCCUCUAUCCCUACCGGAUGUUUGGAGGCCACGGGAACGAGCAGCUGUUCUACCGAGGCUGGGUGCAGCUGUCUGGCGUCGCCAUCAACAUGACGGUGGGCAUGAUGAAGCUGCAGGGCGUGGACUCUGUCCAGAAGCACGAUUCCGUCGAGAUUGUCAUUGACUUCGUUCGCAUCCCAAUCAUUGCAGUGGCUUCCUGGUCCUUGUUUGACCAGUGGUACCGCACAGGCAAGAACAACACGGGCCACCCCUUCAGCGACCUCUACGAGAGCAUGUCCAGGGCCCAGGGCGGCUGGGGCGCCAUGUUUGGCAAGUAUAUGAAGCUGCACCUGCUGUCUCCGACUGGCCUUGCGACGGCAGGCGCCCCUACUACUGUCUUCGGCACGGACAUUCUCAUUUGCGCACGCAUCGAGUUCAUGAUCGCCGACCUCGAUGUCCACCGCACGUCGUUGAACAGGAACGGUGCCAAAGGCUUCAGGACCAAGGACCUCUUCGACAAACUGCAAAUGACGUGCGGGCUUAAGUUCGCGCCCCACGGCAUCCUGCUGGAUCCUGAACUGCGCCGCCAAUGGACGUAG